Messenger RNA from Pelobates fuscus (common spadefoot toad), 1991 nucleotides. RefSeq names its product adaptor related protein complex 1 subunit mu 2 (gene AP1M2). Gene Ontology annotation, molecular function: clathrin-cargo adaptor activity. The transcript has 12 exons. Gene Ontology annotation, biological process: intracellular protein transport; vesicle-mediated transport. The record is from RefSeq and is a predicted model, not a curated record. Gene Ontology annotation, cellular component: clathrin adaptor complex; clathrin-coated vesicle. Bases 205 to 1476 code for a protein of 423 amino acids. NCBI's taxonomy places the organism in Eukaryota, Metazoa, Chordata, Amphibia, Anura, Pelobatidae.
GGUAGGUGAAGACAGGAAGCAGGAAAAGAGAAGGAAUAGCUGGCAAAUAACUGCAUGCAGGACAAGAAAAUAAAAUUACUGGAAAAGGAUCAAAUAUUCUGUGGGAAUCCCGUAACUGGGACAGAGACCUUCCUGGAAGUAGGAAGAUCAUAUUUAACCCUCUAGUUACAAUAACUCUGUAUAAGGAGGCAUAAUCUUUCAAUCAUGUCAGCCUCUGCAGUGUUUGUCCUGGAUCUGAAGGGAAAGCCCCUCAUCUGCAGGAAUUACAAAGGCGACAUCAAUAUGGCGGAAAUUGACCAUUUCAUGCCGUUGCUAGUGCAACGCGAGGAGGAAGGAAAUCUAUCACCAUUGCUAACUCACGGAAAAGUGCAUUUUUUGUGGAUUAAACACAGCAACCUCUACUUGGUUGCAUUAACCAAUAAGAACGCCAAUGCAUCAUUGGUCUACUCCUUUCUAUACAAAGUGGUAGAGGUCUUCACAGAGUACUUCAAGGAAUUGGAGGAGGAGAGUAUCAGGGAUAACUUUGUCAUUGUGUACGAGCUAUUGGAUGAAGUUAUGGACUUUGGAUUCCCCCAAACGACUGAUAGCAAAAUUCUUCAGGAAUAUAUCACACAGCAAGGCAACAAGCUGGAGACGGCCAAGUCUCGUGUCCCCACUACAGUAACCAACGCUGUUUCCUGGAGAUCUGAAGGAAUCAAAUACAAGAAGAAUGAAGUGUUUAUAGAUGUGAUAGAGUCUGUAAAUCUGCUGGUGAACACUAAUGGCAGCGUACUGCUCAGUGAGAUUGUCGGCACUGUGAAGCUUAAGGUUUUUCUUUCUGGGAUGCCGGAGCUACGUCUUGGGCUGAACGACCGAGUUCUCUUCGAGUUAACUGGACGAAACAAGAAUAAAACCGUGGAACUGGAGGAUGUGAAGUUUCACCAGUGUGUAAGACUUUCCCGCUUUGAGAAUGAUCGUACAAUCUCUUUCAUCCCUCCCGAUGGAGAUUUUGAGCUAAUGUCCUACCGGCUAAACACACAGGUGAAACCUUUGAUCUGGAUUGAAUCUGUCAUUGAGAAAUUCAGCCACAGUCGAGUAGAAAUUAUGGUGAAGGCUAAAGGUCAGUUUAAGAAACAGUCGGUGGCAAACAAUGUGGAGAUUUCAGUUCCUGUUCCCAGUGAUGCGGAUUCUCCAAAAUUUAAAACCAGCGUGGGGAGCGCCAAAUAUGUACCAGAAAAAAACGUUGUGGUCUGGACUAUUAAAUCAUUCCCGGGAGGGAAAGAAUACCUGAUGAGGGCACAUUUUGGCCUACCGAGUGUGGAAACAGAGGAGAUGGAGGGAAAACCACCAAUAGGCGUGAAGUUUGAAAUACCCUAUUUCACAGUGUCUGGCAUUCAGGUUCGGUAUAUGAAGAUUAUUGAGAAAAGUGGAUACCAGGCACUUCCUUGGGUGCGGUAUAUAACUCAGAGCGGAGAUUACCAGCUUCGGACAAACUGAACAACUCUAAAUUUGAAGAAGUGAUCCCUCCAGUGAAUUGAAUGUUUUGUUUUUGUCUUCUAUGUCCUAAAAUAAAUAUGCACCCAAACAGAUAUAUUUUUGGAACAAAACUGUUAAAUGUAACUAUCACUAGGCAAUUUCUAAAAAAUACUUUUCUAUCCCUGAGGCUGUAAGUAGUAAUUAUGUUUUACUAAUACUGGUUACUAAGGUAAUGUGUGUUGCUAUUUUAUAUCACCAUGCUUUUUAUUAUUUACUAAAUCCAGAAUUUUGGUGAAUGGGAAAAAAAAAUAUUGCAAGACACAGGAGUUUAUUUACUAAAUGUGUAUUAUAAAAAAUAAAGAAGCUAGCAGCAUAAAUAAAUACGGUAACUAUAUAUUGCAACCAUGGCAGUAAUGCACAGUGACAUCAUGGUACCUAUAUAGAAAGAGAUGUUUAUAUACUCAGCAAUGUAUUCUGGGAAAUUUGCAGCCAACUUGCAAAAUGGAGGCCAAAGUAUUGAGCUGGUAGAUAUUUAU